Messenger RNA from Cicer arietinum (chickpea), 963 nucleotides. Its product is annotated as zinc finger BED domain-containing protein RICESLEEPER 2-like. NCBI's taxonomy places the organism in Eukaryota, Viridiplantae, Streptophyta, Magnoliopsida, Fabales, Fabaceae. The record is from RefSeq and is a predicted model, not a curated record. Gene Ontology annotation, molecular function: DNA binding.
AUGUCGUCAAUAGGUGAUUAUGUGGACUCUCCAUUAAUGGAGAAUGAAGAACAUAUUGCUACCACUUCGGUUGCCCCUUCUGGUGAAGAUAUAUCAGCUCAUCUUCCAUCAUCUAAGCGAAAAAAUCGAUCACAAGCAUGGAAUCACUUUACUGAAGUGCCUAAUUCAUGUCAAAUGGCCAAAUGUCAUUAUUGUGGACACUUGAUUAAAUUCAAGGAUGGGACAAGUGCUAUGAUUAUGCAUCUGAAAAGAUGUAAGGAGCAUCCUGAUAAUCAAGAACACAAAAGGCAAAAAACACAAAAUGAGGAAUUAGGUGUUGUCUCUUCACCUCAUUCAACCUUUGACCAAGAGGCAUGUCGAUUGGAGCUUGUGAAGAUGUUUGUGGGAGCAGAACUUCCUUUUCGAUUUGUGGAGAAUGUGUUUUUUCGGAACUUUGUGAAUGCCUUACAACCACAAUUUGAUAUUCCAUCCCGCACUACAUUAAGGCGUGCUAUUUGGUCACUUUUUGAUGCGGAGAGAGAAAGACUUAAAAUUUUCAUCUCAAAACAUUGUGGAAGGGUUUGCCUUACGACGGACACAUGGACUUCUAUUCAAAAUCUAAGCUACAUGAGUCUAACUGCACAUUUCGUUGAUAAAAAUUGGAAUUUGCAUAAGAGAAUCUUGAAUUUUUGUCAAAUCACGAGCCAUACAGGAGAGUUCAUGGCCAAGGAAGUCGAGACAUGCUUAAAUGCUUGGGAGUUGAAUCGUGUCUUUAGCAUAACAGUAGAUAAUGCAUCAUCUAACGACGUUGGAAUUAAAUUUAUGAAGAAGUGGAUGAAUGCAAGGAAUUGUUUGCUCUUGAACGGAGAAUAUAUCCAUAUGCGGUGUUGUGCACAUAUCUUGAGUUUGAUUGUAAAGGAAGGUUUAAAAGAUGAGGACAUAUCUAUCAUAAGAAUCCGGAAAGCAGUCAAAUGUGGAAACUAG